AUGCAUCAUCAAGACUCAGAACAGUUACGAAUUCUUAAUGGACAUUACGAUGAUGACGUGGUUUCAUUAAAUGAUAUAACAUCUACUCCAACCAAACUAUCAAAUGCAUUAAAUUAUGCAACAAAACUUCUUGAAAAAUUUUCGUCUAUGCGUGAUAAACCUGAAUUAAGUGAUUUUCGUAUUGAUAUUAAUGAUAAACAUUUUUAUUGUCAUAAAUUUUUAUUAAUUGCAACAUCAGAUUAUUUCAAAGCAAUGUUUAGUGGUAAUAUGAGUGAAAGUCAAUCUGAUCAUGUUGAAUUAAAAGGUUUUGAAAGUUCAUCAAAUGGUGUUGAAUCAAUGAUAAAUUUUUGUUAUUCAGGUUCAUUAUUUAUAACAUUUGAUAAUAUUGAUGAAUUAUUACAUGCUGCAACACAUUUACAAAUAAAAGAUGCUAUUGAUUUAUGUUCACAAUUUCUUAUUGAAUCAUGUACAAUUAAAAAUUGUAUUGAUAUUUAUAAAAUAUCUGAUUUAUAUUCACUUAAUGAUGUUUUAUAUGUUAUAAAAAUUUUUGUAUCAAAAAAUUUUGUUUUACUUAUGUUUCAUGCAUGUCAUCAAUUUGAACAAUUAACAUAUGAACAAAUCUAUGAUGAAUUAUCACGUGAUACAUUAGAUAUGUAUCAAUAUAAUGAAUAUGAUUUAUUUACAAUGACAUGUACAUGGAUUAAAGCAAAUUAUGAUGAAAGAGUAAAAUAUACAGCAGAUUUAUUUAAACGUAUUCGUUUUAUGUUAAUGACACCUGAACAAUUAUGUGAUCAUGUUCGUCAUCAUGAACUUAUUAAAAAUAAUGAAGAAUCAAGAAUAUCAGUACAAAAUGCUCUAUGUUAUUAUGCAUUACCUAAUCGACAACCACUUAUUAAUGAUAUACAAUGUCGAGUAAGAAAUGAACCUAUACUUGUUGCUGUUGGAGAAAUUGAAUUAUUUUCAUUAAAUACAACAUCAGAAAGAUGGGAUACACUUUGUCAAGCACCAUUAGAAGAAAAUUAUCCGUAUCCAUUUAGUGCAAUAACUGUAAAUAAUUAUUUAUAUGUACUUGGUACACGUCGUUCGUCAUCUGAAGAAUAUAAAUCAUGCUAUCGUUUUUCAGCACAUACAUGUGAAUGGACUAAAUUACAAAAUCUUCUACAUGAUCGAUCACGUUUUGCAGCUGCACAUGUUGAGGAAUAUAUUUAUAUUAUGGGUGGUUUUGAAGGAUUUAAACGAACAACACGUGUUUAUGUAAAUACAAUUGAACGAUAUUCAAUUGAAAAUGAUCAAUGGGAAUCAUUUUCAACAGAAGGUCCACAACUUUCAUCUCUAGCAGCAUGUGCAUAUGGAAAUUUGGUUUUUCUUGGUGGUGGAAAAAAUGGUCAAUGGUAUGGAUAUGUUAUUAUUAAACUGCUUUUUACGCUUUAG
Messenger RNA from Rotaria sp. Silwood2, 1431 nucleotides. The record is from the annotation of a GenBank genome assembly. Lineage: Eukaryota; Metazoa; Rotifera; Eurotatoria; Philodinida; Philodinidae.